GCAUGGCAUGUGCGGAAUAAAGAAGUGCCGUAUUAUUCACCAGAAACUGAAUUGCUAUAUUAUGAUAAAAUUCUAUAAGCACCAACACAAAGCAAGACAGUUUCCAAUAGCUGUAACCUAUUGGAGAGAGAGAGAGAGAGAGAGAGAGAGAGAGAGAGAGAUGGAAAAGAGAACACAGAGUAGUCAAAGGUUGGUUUUAUUCCCAUGUCCAUACCAAGGCCACAUUAACCCAAUGCUUCAGUUGGGUACCUUCCUUCACUCAAAGGGCUUUUCCAUUACAAUUGUUCACACCCAUUUCAACUCUCCUAACCCUUCAAACCAUCCUGAAUUCACCUUUUUUCCAAUACCAGAUGGCUUAACUGCUGAUGAGAUAUCAUCUGGGAAUAUAAUGGCCAUUCUGUUGGCUCUUAAUGCCAAUUGCAAAGCGAGUUUUGAACAAACCUUGACUGAAGUGAUGGAAAAAGAACCGCAGAAUAAAAUCACCUGCAUCAUCCAUGACGACAUCAUGUACUUCUCUGAAGCUGUGGCUCGUCAUCUAGACAUUCCAAGCAUCAUGUUACGCACUACCAGUGUUACAAAUUUUCUUGCUCGCAGUGCUGUCCUACAACUUCAUUCAGAAGAUCACCUUCCAUUCCCAGACUCUCUGUCACUGAAUCCGGUGCCCCAGUUUCAUCCCCUCAGGUUCAAGGAUCUGCCCACCUCCAACUUGGACACAUUUGAAAACUAUUCGAAACUAGCCGUUAAUGCGGGCAAUGUUAGGAUGGCCUCAGCCAUCAUUUGGAACACCAUGGAUUGCCUUGAACAAUCAUCACUAGCACAGAUCCAGCAACAAUGUCAAGUUCCAAUCUUCUCUAUAGGUCCUCUUCACAAGAUUGCACCAGCAGGCUCUAGUAGUUUACUAGAAGAGGACACCAGCUGCAUUGCGUGGCUCGAAAAGCAAUCUCAUAAGUCAGUUAUCUAUGUAAGCUUGGGGAGUGUAGCAUCCAUCAGUGAGAAGGAACUAGGUGAAAUGGCUUGGGGAUUAGCUAACAGCAAUCAACCUUUCUUGUGGGUGAUCAGACCUGGCUCAAUUUGUGGUUUAGAUUGGAAUGAGACAUUGCCUCAAGGUUUCAUAGAAGCUGUUGGAGAAAGAGGUUGCAUUGUCAAAUGGGCACCCCAAAGAGAAGUUUUGGCUCAUGGAGCAGUGGGUGGGUUUUGGAGCCAUUGCGGUUGGAACUCAACCCUAGAAAGUUUAUCUGAAGGUGUUCCAAUGAUAUGCACGCCGAGUUUUGGCGAUCAGAAGGUGCACGCAAGGUAUAUCAGCCAAGUAUGGAGAGUAGGUGUACAAUUGGAGGAUGAGUUAGAAAGAGGAGAGAUAGAUAGAGCUGUGAGAACACUGAUGGUAGAUGAUGAUGGGGAGGGGAUGAGGGUAAGGGCCAAAGAUUUGAAGGAGAAAAUAGAAGUUUGUAUGAAGAAGGGUGGCUCUUCUUACAGUUUCUUGAAUAAGCUUGUGGAGCUUAUCAUGUCAUUGUAAUUGCAACAACAGUGGAUUUUUUACCACUAUGUCCCUUCUUCAGACAUUGAUAGAUGAGGCUUCCUGCAUAUGGAUGUCCAAAAAAAAAACUUCUGUUGUCCAUCCUCAGCUUUGAAUAAAGUAAAAAUUGUUUUUAUGCUCUUGUUUCAUUGAUCUUCUCUACCAAACUAAGGAGGUGUAGGUGGUUCUGUUAGAGUUAAGAGCACUAAAAGGGACCAACUAGAUUUUCGCUUUAAUUUAGUUAGGUAUAUAGAACCCCAAAGAAAUUUGUACCCAAACAAAACAUAUGGCCGAGGGGAGACCAACAAUGUCAAUUGUCUCAGCUUAAGUACCCCACAACAGGAGGUCUUGUGUAAAUAUAAUAAAUUAAAUAAGCAAAAAGAAUAAAAUAAAGACAGGUAUAACGAUGUCAAUUAUUCAUCCCUCUGUAGUGGGUCAAGCAUUGCCAGACAAGAGUUAACUUAACAUCUGUCUCUCUUACAUUGAACUGGCUGUGUUCUAGCUUUAAUUUUGUAUCUAUGUUAAUUGACUAACAUUUUCAGGCAUAACAAGUAACAAAAUCAAAACCCUAUUACUUCAUAAUGAAGCAAAAAAUGGGCUUCUUUGGCUUGCUGCCUUAUGACUAAAGACCAACUAAAGCCAAUUGUCUAGCUUUCGUUAUCCAAUCGGCUCUCAGCCAUGAAAUUUCCUUCCCCAAAGGUUAUUAUAUUGGGUUAUUAUUAAAUUAAUCUCCAAAGUCUUCUAUCUUAUUUUAAAAUAUGGACUAGUUUCCGGGAAAUGUAGUUAAAGUACCCUAAUUUUCAAACUUAAUAAGGAAUUUUCUCU
Prunus avium (sweet cherry) is the source of this 2338-nucleotide messenger RNA. Its product is annotated as UDP-glycosyltransferase 76E2-like. NCBI's taxonomy places the organism in Eukaryota, Viridiplantae, Streptophyta, Magnoliopsida, Rosales, Rosaceae. Gene Ontology annotation, molecular function: quercetin 3-O-glucosyltransferase activity; quercetin 7-O-glucosyltransferase activity. The record is from RefSeq and is a predicted model, not a curated record.